Messenger RNA from Auanema sp. JU1783, 990 nucleotides. Lineage: Eukaryota; Metazoa; Nematoda; Chromadorea; Rhabditida; Rhabditidae. The record is from the annotation of a GenBank genome assembly.
AUGAACACCUCUUGGUCCUUAUAUGACUAUUUUUUUUCAACUGUUUUCUAUUGUACUGGGUCAGUAGCUCUUGUAUGUAAUGUUACACUUAUUUAUCUUAUUAUUACACGAUCACCUAAAACCUUAGCGGCUUACAGAGUCUUCCUGUUGAAUGUAGCUCUUGGAGACAUUGUUUUUACACUUUCCGGAACAUUUGCUCAAAUAAGAAUAAUUCCUAACAAAUGGGCCUUUGCAUACAUUCCAUUGGGUCCUAGUCGUUUCUUUGGACCCCAUAUAUCCUAUCUAGCAUAUUGUGUGCAGCUUCACUCUUUGUUCUAUUCGUUUUUAUCUUUUCCACUUUCAUUUGGUUUUCGGUAUUAUAUCCUCAUAAGGCCAAUGCCAACAGUUUCUUCAUGUGUUCUGCUAUGCCUAUGCUUGUGGAUGGUGGCUCUUGGUCAGCAUAUUUUAUUCAUUUUUUCGGAAUCGCCAACGUCCGUGAUUGAAGAAAGUCUCCUCAUUAACAAGCCUCAUUAUAAUCUGACUGGAUGGCAAAUAUCUGGGAACCAUAUGUUGAAUCAGCCAAUGACUAGUGUAGUCUUAGGAACAAUUGUAUUGCCAAUGUUUCCCAUAUACGUUCUCGUUAUAUUUUUUUAUAAGAAAGUUCACAAGUUCUUGAAGGCGAAUAAUGAGAAUAUGCGAGAAGUGACUGUUAGAGGUCACAAGAAAUUAUUGAAAGCCAUUACAAUACAAGCUUCCAUUCCUAUUUUCUUCAUGUUUCCACCUAUUACCAUUUAUGGCUUAUAUCACUUGGAAUUUAUAGACUUCACCAUCAUAGAGUAUUCAGUGUACGCUUUGUUCAGUUUUUUCCCUGCCAUUAGUCCAAUGGUUACAUUGUACUUUGUUAAACCGUAUAAUCUAGCCAUUCGAAGGUUCUUCAGACUCCAAGAACGAAUCAGCCCGUUCACUUCAGAAACAGACAAACACGCUCGGUAUAGUACUUCGCAAAUUUGA